AUGGAAGAGCAUGCUGCUUCUUUGAAAAACUACUUAUGGAGCAGGAAACGCCCUGUGGAGGAUACAGACUUGAGAAAAAAAGCAUAUGCCCUAGAGGACUACACUUUACACUACACUACUAUGUGUAUUGAUGCUUUACAACUUCUCAAAUUUUUUUUGUAUGCUUACUCUACGAUGCAUUGUGUUUUUUUAUGUAGUUAUACAGAACAGAUUGGCUUGGUGUAUUUGGCUGCUCGCUUUGAUGGAGGAUAUGCUGCAGUAACAAGAGCUCUACAAGAGAUACAUCAGCGUGUUCCUGAUUUUAAGCCUCAGACAUUAUUAGACUUUGGCUCUGGUGUUGGAUCAGUGUCAUGGGCAGCACAUGCUAAAUGGGGUACCAGUCUGAAAGAGUAUGUGUGUGUUGAUAGUUCUGCAUCAAUGAACCGACUCAGUGAAUUAGUUCUGAGAGGUGGAGAGGAGACAGGUGAUAUGCACAUCAAUGGCAUUUAUUUUCGGCAGUUUUUGCCAGUUUCUCCCAAGGUGCAGUAUGACUUGGUGAUUUCUGCUUUCUCCCUAAAUGAGCUUCCCAACUUGUUUGAAAGACAAAAGACCAUCCAGGCUUUAUGGAGGAAAACAGGAGCUUUCCUGGUGCUGGUGGAAAAUGGCACUAGAGAAGGCCAUCAACUUUUAAUGGAGGCCAGAGAAACUGUAUUACAGGUAAGGGUCAUCUUCAGUGUAACAAAUCAUUUUUCUGUCUAUUACUGUGUCAUUUAG
This is a messenger RNA of Staurois parvus, 753 nucleotides long. NCBI's taxonomy places the organism in Eukaryota, Metazoa, Chordata, Amphibia, Anura, Ranidae. The record is from the annotation of a GenBank genome assembly.